AUGGUAUACCUAAAUUCCAUUUCGUCGAUUUCUAAAAAUAAAAAUUUUGGUACCGUAUCAAAUGCCAACAAUACAUUUAAGAAAUCGGAUUUAGAUGUCAAUCUUUUCGAUACAGUCGACAAGCUGUUGGAGCUGAAAAGUGAUAAUGGAUCAUCAUCGCUUGGCAGUGACAUCGAAGUGAACAAAGCUUCCUCCAAAAGCAGCAUGUUCAUCACUCAUAGUAAAAUAAACUAUAACUAUAAUAAUAACAAUUCGAUUGGUCAACACCAUCACAACAACAACAACAACAACAAUGGUUUAUCUCCAAAACAAGCAACCAAAAGCAACAACAACAACAAUCGAAAUAGCAAUGAAAACGAUGUAUUCAAUUCAGCAUCCGAUUUUCUAGAUGAUUUAAUAGAUGGAUCGAAAUAUUAUUCAAAUAUUUGGUUAAAACAACAAAAUUCAACAAUUAAUAACAAUAGCAACAACAAUAAUAAUAAUCAAAGUAAUCAAAAUAAUCAUCGUCAUCACCAUAAUAAUAACAAUAAUAAUAAUAAUAAUAAUAAUAAUAAUAAUAAUAAUAAUAAUAAUAAUAAUAAGAAUUUCAAAGCUAAAUCACCAGAUAUAAAUUUCAAAGAGAUUUUGGAUGAUGAUGAUGAUGAAGAUGACCUAAAUUCACUUUUAUUAGAUAUUGAUUCACUUGUGGUCGAUUUGCGUGGGAUUGAAGACAAUCUUCGAAAUUCAAGAAGAGAAAUCAAAAUCCCACCAACCUCUGAAGUUAAGAAGCACUACGCAGCACCAACCACCAUCAGUUCUACAUCUAAAAUAUUCUCAAGAUCAGAACCGAGUCUGCCAACACUUCCACCAUCGACUACCACCUCACCAACUCUCCUAAGAUCAAGUGCAGAGAAUCUAGAUCAAGUCCAUCACGUGGAACAUCAACAAGCUGUAGAUGAUCAAUACUCAUCAUCAACGACAUCUCCAGAUCUAUCAUCAGAUAGUUCAUACACAACGAGUCCAGUUACCUCUUGGCUCAACGGAUCGAUUCCUUCACCAAAGCUCUCUGGUAGCUCAUCGAAACCAUCUGACUUUAUGUCUAGCAAAUGGCGUAGUAACGGCAGCAAGAUUUCAUGGAAUCAUCCAAGAUCCUCAACCGACCCCUCCAAAUACUCGUUCACCAGACAAUCCGUGGUCAAUAUCGAACCUGUCAAUCCUGGAUUGAAGCAUAGAUCAACUUUUCCAGGUAGUUUCAAUGCUGCUGUCGACAGCAACAGUAACACAAACAGUGGUACAAGCAGUCCAAGUAGCAAGUCGCCAACAGUCAAACAAUCUCCAUCGUCUUCAACAUCGACAUCACCGUCUGUCACACCACCACAGAUGCAAUCACCGAGAAACAGCGGUAUCGUUAGCCAAGCUAGAAAGGCGACCAUUGUCCACUCGAACUCACUAAUGGAGAACAUGCUCCCAAUCCCAUUGAUCUCAUCAUCUACACCGAUCGGUCCCAACUCCACAAUCAUUUUCGGCGGAAAAGGAAUGGAGCACUCAGAUCACCCACGCACAACCAUUAAAACUAGCAUCAAUGAACUCAGACAAUAUCGUAAUCUAAUAGAUCUUGAAAAUAACCAAAAAGUUAAAAGGGUAAGAAGCAAAGAAGAAAUUAGUUCCAAGGAUGAGGAUGAAUUACAGGCAAAACGACAAGAUCUACAACAAAAGAGUGAGAAAACCUGUAGAUUCUUUCGUGAGGAGCAUCAAAUCGAUCUUUUUAACGCCUACCACAACUAUUUCGUUAUCCGCAACCUCUCGAUGGAAACAGAGUUGAUAGUGACAAAAGAGAAGAAAGAUAAUCUAAAGCGAAGACUCAUCGAUAUUGGUCAUCUAUCAAGAUUUCUAGAUGAUGACACCAUGCGAAAGAAUCUCUUGGUCUACUCUACCUUUUUCUUAAAAACAUUUGAAGUUAUGAUAAACAAAUCUAUUCGUACCAAUUUGAAUAGAUUAAAGAAUUUAGGUCAAGAAGAGAAAAAGUUGAAAUCAAUUUAUAAGAAUAUGCGAUUCUUAUAUCAAUCGGAGACGAUUGAGAAACGAUCAAAGAAACUCAAGGACAUCUUGAACCGCUCUGUGUGUCAUACCAACUUCCAUCACUACUUCCCAUGGGAUGAAAACCUGGUCGUCCAACGAGAAUUCGAUAUCCUGGCGAUGGACAGUCGUUUUAUGGAGGGUCAACACCUGAAGGAGCUGAUAUCGGUACUUUCCGAGGAUGUUCUCGUCGACAAGAAGAUCAAACCGAUCGAUAUCGAAGACUUUAUCGAGCGAUUCUCACUCAAGAUGAUCGAUCUCCACAACUUGCCAUCAACUAUCACACUCUUUGAGGUUCCCACUCAAAACCUAAUUGUACAGUUCACCAAGCGACUACUCUAUCCCCGUAUCCAAUCACUCACCAAAUCCAUCCUCAACAAAUGUGGAUCCAUCACAAAAUACAACGGUGAAUUUCAAUCAAAGAUGGAUUUCCUACGUACUAAAUCAAUACAAGAUUUAAAACUACUUCCAUGUAAUUUUCCAGAAAAUAUCGAUUUCUCACACAAUAAUCUAUUUGAUAAAUCAAUUUCGAUGAUCAACGAGAUUGUAUAUCAUGUAGUUCCAAUUGAUAUUGUAUAUACAAUUCAACAGACAAUUAGUUCCAUCUAUAAUAUAUCGAUGGAGCUAUUCAACUCUUACCAAGCCAAGAGACCAUCGAAUGCAUUCACUCGUGCAUUAAAGAAUACAAACAUUUCCAAAAGUUCCAGUUCUUCCUCGUCUUUCCUAAGAAAUUAUCUUCAACCAACAUCAAAUAACAAUAGUAAUAACACUAACAAUGCCAACAAUGACACUACUUCUUCAUCCUCCUCUUCCUCCAAUUUAUCUAUUUCAUCAACGGUAUCGACAUCACCCGCAUCAUCACCAUCGAACCCUCAAGCAUCAUCAGUUGAUACUUUAAAUAGUAACUCAACAAUGAGUGCCGACGAUCUAUUCCCUCUUUUUGUAUAUGUACUUAUACACUCUGAUGUGAUUGGAAAUUCCUCACUUACCAUAGCACUUCUCGAGCACUUUACAACAGAAGCUGAAAACUCUGGUGAAUUUGGUUAUCACCUUGUUUCAUUCCAAGCUGCCAUUUCACACUUAGAUCAAUUAUAA
Heterostelium album PN500 is the source of this 3150-nucleotide messenger RNA. RefSeq names its product pleckstrin domain-containing protein. The record is from RefSeq and is a predicted model, not a curated record. NCBI's taxonomy places the organism in Eukaryota, Evosea, Eumycetozoa, Acytosteliales, Acytosteliaceae. Bases 1 to 3150 code for a protein of 1049 amino acids. The transcript has 4 exons.